AUGGCCAAUGCCGGCCGAGUCUGGAUCAGAUCCCUCCCCAAACAAGGUGCAACCAUUUCGAUCUGCGUAGAUGGGGGGUCGAAGAGGGUCUGGUCCAAGAAGCUAGAUAGGUGCGUGAGAAGGACAAGGAGUUUGGCUACGUACGCUAGGGUGGACAGAGAGACACAGACAAGUGUCGUCCUCGCUCCGGAAAUAAAAAAGAUACCAAGGCCCAACUUGCGUUGA
This is a messenger RNA of Pyricularia oryzae 70-15, 225 nucleotides long. RefSeq lists its product as uncharacterized. Lineage: Eukaryota; Fungi; Ascomycota; Sordariomycetes; Magnaporthales; Pyriculariaceae. The transcript has 2 exons. Bases 1 to 225 code for a protein of 74 amino acids. The record is from RefSeq and is a predicted model, not a curated record.